AUGUUGGGCUACUACGCACCUCAGCAAGCUUACUAUCAGCCGUCUUACUACGCCGGCCCGAGCUAUAGCGACUAUGAAGAGGAGCAGUACCGACGAUACUUGCUCAGGCAGGAGCUCGAGCGACGUCAAGAGCAAGCGCAACGACGAGAAGCCUACCGGCAGCUUGUUGCACAACGUCAGCGACAAGAUCAGUAUGAGCGCGUACUCGCACAGCGACAACACGAAGAGCAGCUCUAUGCUCAACAAGAGCGACAACGCAGACUGAAAGCAGCCCAGCGUCAAGCUCCUCCAAGGGGCCUGAGGCAGUCUGGCUGGUUCGCACCGCUCGUCUAUCCUGGGCAGGUCUAUGACAUGCCAUCUGAUGACGACGAAGACGACUACACCUCCCCGGUCAACGUAGUCGAUACGCCACGCGCAAUGACGGUCGAGCCAGACAUCGAUCUCUCUGCUGCAAGCCUACAUGCGGAGCCCGUACGACAGUCUAGCACGCCUCCGCCCACAGACGCAAAGGUGGAAGAAGCUGUCCGGACGCUGCAGAAGCACUUUAGAAAGCAUGCAAGGACAAAGUACCACCUCGAGCAGCUCAACAGCCUGCGCGUGCAAUUACAGGCCCUCACAAAGGCAUUCAUCGCACCGGAAAGGAUCGAUUUUGCUGCAGAUGCCGAGGAUGAAUCCAUGCCGAAGCUGCUCUACACAUCAAACAACGCUUCCCUUCACGCUCACGAGGAUGCACUCGUUCGACUGCUCACACAGCUCGACGGAGUCUCCUCGGACGGCUCAGACAGAGUCAAGCAAGAACGGAAGAAGCUAGUCAAAGACGUCGAUCGCGAACUGGCACGAUUGGACAGUCUGAAAGCCGAAGCAUGGAAGAGACAGAAUGUAUAA
Mixia osmundae IAM 14324 is the source of this 885-nucleotide messenger RNA. RefSeq lists its product as uncharacterized. The transcript has 2 exons. Gene Ontology annotation, molecular function: protein-folding chaperone binding. NCBI's taxonomy places the organism in Eukaryota, Fungi, Basidiomycota, Mixiomycetes, Mixiales, Mixiaceae. The coding region runs from base 1 to 885 and encodes 294 amino acids. The record is from RefSeq and is a predicted model, not a curated record.